AUGCGUGCACGCAUGGAUCCACUAGCCCAGUCGCCGCUUGGUUCCAUCUGGACGAGCGUGAUGCGGCGAGAUUUCGAGAGGAACAUUGACGACCUUGACGACAAGCAUGUGGUUCUGGAGCCCCGCGAUUACACGGGUAGGGACUUUUCGCACGAAAAAGAUGCAAUCGCAGCCUUGCCUCUCGAUCUCGAGCGCAAGCUGGCGGAUGACUUCGCCUACAUAUCUGCAUACGAUGUCGGAGUCAACGACAUAACGGCUGCGACGAUUGAGUGUUCGCUCGAUUCUCCCGGCAUCACGGUCCGACUCGCUGCGAAUGAGGGUGUUGAGGAUUGCGUCCAAAAUUCCAUCAAGGAGGUCCUCCAGAUUCUCAAGGGGUGUGGUAGAAAACUCUCGCACCGUGAGCGAAGCGAAGAGAAUAUCCUGUCAAUCGUCGUUCGCUUGAACCAAAACAGAAUAUACUCGAGACUCAGAUCAAGACAUCAACAAAAACGUGUCAAAGGUCAGAGCGAUCGGUUGUUGAGUCUUGAUUUCAGGAACUUUGUUGGGCAGCAGGCUGCGCAGACGCGCAAUAAUCCGCAAGAGCUGAUGGCUCUGCAGGGUGAUCUGGCCGAGUUCGAUAGGCUUGUUGAUCAAUUGGAAAAUGGUCAAGAUUCGGAACCGAUGGAAGAGCUCAAGAGGAUAGUGAAGAAAGCGUGGCUGAUUUCGGACGAGAAAAUCGGCAUACAGCACCGACUCAAGAGACUAGGAGUCCUCAGUGACAGGAUUGAUAACAGUACGGUUCGGGCCAUAGACAAGCUUGCCAACUAUUGGAGAAUAUGCCGGGACCUGGUCAGAAUACGCCUUACGCGCGAAUACCGUCAUUUGUUCGACGACCCACGGCUUGAGGCGAUCGAGAACUACAGAGCACACGGUUGGUUUUCGGUCUCGAAAGCUCAUCGGCAGGUCAAAAACAUAUGGACUGUCCCCGAGAGGAAAGACUACAGCAUCGAGAGUCUGGAGAGGAUAAGGAGGUCGAUUGUGGCCGUAGACGGCGAGGUCUACGAAGAAGCGGCGAGAAAACAGCGUCAGCGAAGAACAUAUCCGAUGCAGAGCUCGAUCAAUUUGAAGAGCAUCGCAGUGAUAUCGCCUUCGAUGUCGAGUGAUACUGCAUCCAUUCUCGAGUUGGCAGAGAAGCUGAGCAUCUCAACCGUAAGGCUCCACUCCAUCAACAGGCUCCUCCGCGUCUACCAUCAGGCCAAUGCAAUACUGGCCCAGUGCCUCUACAGGGCAGCCGGCUACACGGCACGACACGGCAUUGGGUGGCACACCUACACCGUCCAAUCUUGGGCGAACAGCUACGGAAGAAGCGGCAACUGCAAAGACGAAUGGCGACUGCCGAGGUACGGCAAGUGA
Diplodia corticola is the source of this 1392-nucleotide messenger RNA. RefSeq lists its product as uncharacterized. Bases 1 to 1392 code for a protein of 463 amino acids. Lineage: Eukaryota; Fungi; Ascomycota; Dothideomycetes; Botryosphaeriales; Botryosphaeriaceae. The record is from RefSeq and is a predicted model, not a curated record. The transcript is spliced from 4 exons.